Molecule: messenger RNA, 954 nt
Organism: Dufourea novaeangliae
Lineage: Eukaryota; Metazoa; Arthropoda; Insecta; Hymenoptera; Halictidae
Product: phospholipid phosphatase 6
Exons: 4
Coding region: 56-691 (211 amino acids)
Molecular function (GO): sphingosine-1-phosphate phosphatase activity
Source: RefSeq, a predicted model, not a curated record
UAAUUAUAGUUAUACAAUAGUUAUACAACAUUUUUCGGAUUACAUACUGUACAACAUGAAUAAGAAUAAACGAGAAGUUCCAGCACUGCUGACAAUGAUAUUAGACAUUGAUAAGAAAGUAACAAAAAAUUUUGUGAAAAUUGUGGAGAACUUUAUGCCUAUGAAGCAAUUAAAAACGCAUUACACAGCAUUAGAGAUAUCAUGUCAUGGGAUACCAUGGAUUGUAUUAGUACUUGCAUCCAUUUGGAUUAUUAGUAAUAAAAAUUUAUACCAAAUGCAAAUAAAUUUAUUGAUAGCUCUAUUGUUAGACAUUGUGAUCAUUGGAUUAUUGAAAGCAGUUACAAGACGAAGACGUCCUGCAAUUAACACUGAUCCUUUCGCAAUGGGACCUGAUAAAUAUUCAUUUCCAUCUGGUCAUGCUUCUCGACCAAUGCUAUUAUUGUAUUUCUUUUAUUACUUGUGGCCUGUACCUGUGAUUUGCAUCCCACCAUUAGUAGCAUGGCUUGUUGCUGUAGCUUUGUCGAGGCUCUUGAUGAGAAGACAUUACAUUCUUGAUAUUUACGCAGGUUUAGUUAUAGGAUAUGCUGAAGGAAUUCUCAUGAGUAUUUUGUAUUUAGAACCUGGGACGUGUUUAUAUUUAGUCUCGUGGUUAACAGAUGUGAGAAUGGAUAUUGGAGACUCUGCUGAGUAGUUGUUGGUUCUUUUUAUUUCAUGUUUGUUAUUUUUUAUUAUGUGAUGCAAUAUUUUAGUGUACUUUUGUUAGAAACAAAUAAGUCAAACUGUUAAAGUACCAAGAUAGAAAAAGUUCUACCUAUAAUAUUGAAUCCAAGACUGCUAAAAACAUAUUGAAGAAAUUGCAUGUUCAAUUUUUGUCAGUACUUAUUUCUUAAGUCAGCGUGUAUGGGGAAAGGUUAUAGAGGUUACUGUAUUAUAAAAUAAAAAGUAAUAUUUUUU